Pyricularia oryzae 70-15 is the source of this 1140-nucleotide messenger RNA. RefSeq lists its product as uncharacterized. Gene Ontology annotation, biological process: chaperone-mediated protein complex assembly; protein folding. Gene Ontology annotation, molecular function: Hsp90 protein binding; protein-folding chaperone binding. Bases 272 to 901 code for a protein of 209 amino acids. The record is from RefSeq and is a predicted model, not a curated record. Gene Ontology annotation, cellular component: nucleus; cytosol. Lineage: Eukaryota; Fungi; Ascomycota; Sordariomycetes; Magnaporthales; Pyriculariaceae. The transcript is spliced from 4 exons.
ACCACACCAGAUUCUGGAGCAGGCAGCGGCCCGCCAACAGUAAUAACAGCCUCACGGCCAAUAAAUCUCACCAAGUACCAUUUUCUCCAGUCAAUUGAUCAAUCCAAUUUGACUUCUUCCCUUCGAGUAGACAACCCAAAGUCAACCCAAGUGAUCUUGAGUUAACCACCACCCCAUCCUAAUCACCGGAACAAACCAUUCAACAAUCUGAUCCUUUGACAAAACCAACUCUACCCAACCCUACUCUCUUUGCCCUCAGCUCACACUCAAAAUGUCGACCGAUAAGUUGACUCCCGAGGUCCUCUGGGCCCAGCGUUCAUCCAAGACCGAGGCCGAAAAGAACUAUGUCUACUUGACCAUCUCGGUCCCCGAUGUACCGGCAUCGAACCUCAAGCUCGAUCUCAAGCCGACCGGGCUGACCUUCACCGGCCACUCAGACACCCUCAAGAGGACGUACCACCUCGAGCUUGAGUUCUACGACGAGAUUGACCCGGCCGCUAGCGCCACGCACCACACCGCCAAGAACGUCGAGAUGAAGCUGCGGAAGAAGGAGCUAAAGGAGGAGUACUGGCCCCGUCUGCUCAAGGACUCCAAGAAGGUCCAUUUCCUCAAGACCGACUUUGACAAGUGGGUCGACGAGGACGAGCAGAACGAGGCGGCCGAGGAGGACUUUUCCAACUUUGGCGGCAUGGGUGGCAUGCCAGGUAUGCCCGGCAUGGGCGGCGCAGGCGACUUUGGAGGCAUCGACUUCUCCAAGCUUGGUGGCGGCGGUAUGGGUAUGCCCGGUGACGACGAGGAGAUGGACGAGGAGGAGGAGGACGACGAGAUGCCUGGUCUUGAGAACGCCGAGGAGGCCGACGCGGCGGCAGCCGGCAAGACGGAGGCCGCUGCCAAGCCUUGAUUAUACCCCGAAAACGCGGUCGAUCCGUGAAACCCGGAGUUUAAUCAAGAAGGAAGGCUAAACAAAAAAAAAAUAUAAACGAUUCUGUAACGUGUUUUGAGAAAGGGCGCCUAUGAACGACUGUAAUGAGACAUAGUUACGAUGAAUUGGUGAGGCAGACGAAUACGAUCGGAUGCGGCUGAUGUCAUAUUGUCAUACCAAGAUUCCGGCACUGUGUUUUUAAUAGACGAUACAAACCA